Molecule: messenger RNA, 1903 nt
Organism: Linum trigynum
Lineage: Eukaryota; Viridiplantae; Streptophyta; Magnoliopsida; Malpighiales; Linaceae
Source: the annotation of a GenBank genome assembly
GUUCGAACACCUUUUUAAUAAAAAGGAGGUUCAAGGUUCGAUUCCUUCUCCCUGGUCUUGUGAAUAUGGUUUUCGUGAUGGGCCUGAUGAGUUGGCUCUGGAUCCGCCUCCGGGCCUCUCCUCUGGGAGGGCUUAUGUUGGGCUCGCAACUCCGCCCCGCCUAUAAGGCCCAGGUUGACUCUAGCUCCUUCUCCAGACUGAGGCCCCAAGAUAUUGAGGCCCUGUGCUGUGGGUCAGACCAGCACAGGACCAAAUUCCAAAAGCAAAAAAAAGAAAGAGAAGGAGACAGGGGUAGGAAACUGGAUGCUCUUUUGGGGAGAAACUUCAGAGCCAGCAAAUUGAAGGUUGUAACAAACCUUGCUGUCUCAAGGAUCACCAUCCUCAGAAAGCAGAGGCAAGCUCGGUAUUCACAGGCCAAGUCUGAUGUGGUCGACAUCCUGAAACUUCAACAACACGAAAGAGCACUCAUUCGCGUAGAGUUUGUGGUGAAGGAUCGAAACAUGCUCGAUGCGCUUGACAUGAUGGAGAACUACUGCAGGUUCCUGAUAGAGAGAGUCAUGUUUCUUGAGAAGAACAAGUUGGAAAAUGAGCUGAAGGAGGCAAUCUCAAGCUUGAUCUUUGCAUCUUCGAGGUGUGCAGAGUUCCCUGAACUGCAAGAGAUUCGUGGCAUCUUCCAACUGCGAUUCGGGAAGGAAUUCAUUGCUCGAGCCAUCAAGCUGCGCAACAACUGUGGAGUAAGUCCAAAGAAGCUCUCAGCAAUGCAGACAACCUUGGAAAGCAGGAUUGAAUUGUUGAAAAACAUUGCUUCUGAGGUCCAUAUCACCCUCGAUUUGAAACUCCAUGGUCAUCCACCACCUGCAGCUGAGCUCGUGAGAGAGGACGUCGUUGAUGAUCAUCACAUGAAGCAAGAAAAUUCAAUCCCAGAUGAAGAGCUAAUUUCUUAUGAGCCGUUAAGAGCAAGAAAUAGGUACACAGAUGUAGCAGCUGCUGCACAGGAAGCUUUUGAAUCAGCAGCUUAUGCAGUCACAGCUGCUAGAGCUGCAAUCGAGCUCUCGAGAUCCAGAUCUCACCACUACCACCAAGAUGAUCACGACACUAGCUGCUCGGAAUCGGAAAGUGAUGAAAAAAGCACCAAGCUUGAUUCUGCUGACAAUGGAACAGUUGCAGAGUCACCCACAACCAUGGAUAAACAAAUUAUUUUAUACGAGGCCUAUGAAGAAGAAGAGGGUGAAAAUGAUCAGCAGCUACCUGGUAACAUUCCAGCUCUACUAGAGUACCAUAACUUGGACCAAGAAAGUGGGGAAACCGUAAACUGGGAUGGGCUGAAAGUUUCAUCAGAUAGACCCUCAAACAAUUUGGUACAGCAGUUACAUGUUCCCCAAUCUAGGAGAGUGAGGAAGAACACACACUAAUAAAACAUAAUCCUUGAGGGAGUGGGAUUCUUCUCUUUUCCUUAUUUCUGUUUUCUUUUUCUAGCUUCUAUUGUCUAAAGAUCCAGCAGCUGUCUAGAAAGAGGACAAAUAAACAUUAUCAGCUAAGAUGACAACUUGACCAAUUCUACGUUACAUGGAUUACUUUCUUUUCAAAUCAAUACCAUACUAGCUUGGACCCUGCCCUUUGGCCAGGUAGUUAUUUUUUUCAUUGGACACACACUAUUCUGCUUCAAAGAGAAACUAAAAAGUGCAGCUGAUACAUGAGUGGACUCCAGAGUCUCUCAUUAGAGUCAUUCUAACAUACACGAAAAGGGAAGCCCGCCUUGUACUCGAUUUGGCAAGCAUUCAACUUUUACAUCCGAAUGACAAAAGAACAGGAUUCUACGUUCACCCUUAUCAGAUGCUCCAGGUUUAAAGUACAGAAGCUACUAGUAUAAGCAGUAACCAGAAUAUAAAGUGCGAAGAGUAUG